Messenger RNA from Miscanthus lutarioriparius, 360 nucleotides. The record is from the annotation of a GenBank genome assembly. Lineage: Eukaryota; Viridiplantae; Streptophyta; Magnoliopsida; Poales; Poaceae.
AUGGCUGAAGUCGUGGGUGUUGAGGAGCCGGAGCUCGACGUGCCGCCGCCGCUAGAGGAGGUGGUGGAGCUCUCCUCCGAUGACGAGUUGAGGAGCUUGGUUCCCGCGGGUGCUGCUGCACGCGCCGCCUCGCCUGGAGCUGGCCCUUCCACCUCGCGCGCCGCUGCCCCGCCAGACACGAGCAGGUACGAGGAGUACGCCAGGAAGCUCUUUGUCCUCCUCAACCGCAUGGAGAUCGGGAUCCCUAGCGGCGGGGCCCUCGUGAACCUUGUCAGCGACGACGACGAGGAGGAAGCGGCUGGCAGCAGCGGAUCGCCGGUGCCCGGUGACGAUGCCCCCAAGACAACACCAAACGGUUAG